CAAUGACACAAGGUCACACACUACAAGUUAUAGACCAUAUAAUCAAAUCCCAACUUCAGAUUUUACAAAAUUCCCAACUUUGUAAAAACAAGAAGAAUAAAAAAGAGGUUCAAAAAUGGCAGGAGGUGAAGAUUGGAGGAACAAUGCAGACACCCACAAAAUGAGCCCGGAAGAUGUGAGAAAAGCAGGAGUAGACAACUCAAAAAGGCCACCAGGCCAUAGCCCUGGUGGUGUUUUGCAUCAAAGGAGAAAUUUGCCGUAUAGUCCUACUACUAUGGCUCUUAUUGGCUUUGCUAUUGCUGGUUCUAUCUUUUACUUCACUUUGUAUGCUAAGAAAAAGGCUGAAGCAAGUGCUAGGGAUGUUGCUAGGGUCAGUACUAAUACUGCUGACCCUCAUGAUACUCGUCCACGCAAAUAGAGACAAUUUCUCUGUUGUAAUAGGUUUGUAGA
Molecule: messenger RNA, 450 nt
Organism: Coffea eugenioides
Lineage: Eukaryota; Viridiplantae; Streptophyta; Magnoliopsida; Gentianales; Rubiaceae
Exons: 1
Coding region: 116-418 (100 amino acids)
Source: RefSeq, a predicted model, not a curated record